Physcomitrium patens is the source of this 1261-nucleotide messenger RNA. RefSeq names its product eukaryotic translation initiation factor 5A-2. Lineage: Eukaryota; Viridiplantae; Streptophyta; Bryopsida; Funariales; Funariaceae. Gene Ontology annotation, biological process: positive regulation of translational elongation; positive regulation of translational termination. Gene Ontology annotation, molecular function: ribosome binding; translation elongation factor activity; RNA binding. The record is from RefSeq and is a predicted model, not a curated record.
GGACCGUCGAAACCGAGGUGGUGAAUCGACGGCCACUGCGUCCCCAACCGCAGCAAGUGGAGGAGCCUCAGCAUCCAGGCCAGGCUUCUAGAUCCGGUGCCCUAAAACAAGCCCCAUCGGGACCGUCGAGGAAAGAAUCGGACGACGGAGGGCGGGCCGCGGGCGAAGGGGGGGAAGCUAGAACAGUGGCUCUAUGCCGCCAGCGAAGUAUCUUGAGGAGAGGACCGCUGCAACCUCUAUUCCCCUCCCUCGCUACUUCUCUUCCUCCCUCUCUGUCUCGCCUCUGCUGCUGUGUUCAGGCGUAGGGAAGGAAAGGAGAGAGAGACCCACUCUCUUUCGGUUCGGUUUGGGCCUGUGGUUGCUGCUCAUUGCCUGGUCGUCUUUGCUAGCCACACGCCCUUUUCAAUCAUGUCUGACGACGAGCACCAAUUCGAGUCCAAGGCCGACGCCGGAGCGUCCAAGACUUACCCCCAGCAGGCCGGAACCAUACGCAAGGGCGCGCACCUUGUCAUCAAGCAGAGGCCCUGCAAGGUUGUCGAAGUGUCUACUUCGAAGACUGGGAAGCACGGUCACGCCAAGUGCCACUUCGUCGCAAUCGAUAUCUUCACUGGGAAGAAGCUCGAGGAUAUUGUUCCGUCUUCUCACAAUUGUGAUGUUCCUCAUGUAUCUCGUUCUGAUUACCAGCUCAUUGACAUCUCUGAGGAUGGAUUCGUGAGUCUUCUCACUGAAAAUGGUGUCACCAAAGACGAUCUGCGCCUGCCCACCGACGAGGGCCUCCUGACGCAGAUAAGGGAUGGAUUUGCCGAAGGCAAGGAUCUUGUAGUGACUGUUAUGUCUGCUAUGGGAGAGGAGCAGAUUGCGGCUCUGAAGGAUAUCGGCGGCAGGAACAACUAAACUCUAUUAUCACAAAUCCAGCGUAGAGAGGGAAAAUGUCACAGUUUAAUGAUGUUUUCAUAUUUGGCACUGUGGCCCACGAUGUGUUAUGUCAUAGCUGAUAAUAUUAGCGGGGAGCUUUGUGGACAAUGCUUCAGUGUGCGACUCUAAAUGUUCAUUUUCUGCCUCGAUGGGAAGGGAAUGGAAGGGCUUAUAGAGUGUACAAGCAGUUCUCGUGAGAGGUGACAAGACUCGUGGUGUCGACAAUAACCUGAAUGGAAUUGCUGGGUAAAAAAUAGAGCCCUAUAUGACGCGUUUACUGUUGGUUUUUUGGAACUAUGGAUUUAUAAAGUAUGCGGAAUGUCCCAGUGGAUUUUGUUUAUCUGAA